Molecule: messenger RNA, 459 nt
Organism: Momordica charantia (bitter melon)
Lineage: Eukaryota; Viridiplantae; Streptophyta; Magnoliopsida; Cucurbitales; Cucurbitaceae
Biological process (GO): protein desumoylation; proteolysis
Cellular component (GO): nucleus
Molecular function (GO): deSUMOylase activity
Source: RefSeq, a predicted model, not a curated record
AUGGAUGUCGUGCUGGGUCACGUGGAAGAUUUCAUUCCAUCCUGGGUGGACGUCGACGUAGUGUACAGCCCGCUCUGUAUCAGGGAUCACUGGGUUCUGGUUGYGAUAGAUAUGACCCAGUCCGAGAUUUUUGUAUACGACCCAUUGCCAGGCCACAUUUCCACGUCGAAGUUGAUGACAGACAUACGGCCGUUGAGUCAUACAAUACCAUCGCUUUUGUACGCAUGUGGGCUGAUGGAUACGACCGAUUGCAAGCUGAAGAAGACUUCGUGGCGUGUAUACCAUCCUACGACCGACACGAGGCAGAAAGGUAGUAUAGACUGUGGUAUUUUUGCAUGUAAAUUUUUGGAAUAUCUUGUGUCGGGUAAUAGUUUAGAAACUCUUGUUCAGGCUGAAGUGUCGCACAUUAGAAGGCAGUAUGCGACACAACUUUGGCAUAAUGAACCUUACUUUGAAUGA